Molecule: messenger RNA, 1274 nt
Organism: Pecten maximus
Lineage: Eukaryota; Metazoa; Mollusca; Bivalvia; Pectinida; Pectinidae
Product: short-chain collagen C4-like
Exons: 4
Coding region: 58-948 (296 amino acids)
Source: RefSeq, a predicted model, not a curated record
ACAUUUUGUCAUUUCCUGAUAACAUCAGUGAAGCGAAGACAGGCCGUAGCCGUAAAAAUGGCUUGUAAGUACGGACGAGCACAUUUGGUGAUCAACGUCUUGUAUUUUAUGUUAGUUUGUGGUAGUUGUUUUAGCAACCAUGACAAGAGGAUUCUCCUGAGUGACCCCGACUACGUCCAACAACAGAUGACCCACCUACAGAGUGAGCUACAGACCCUACAGGCGACGGUACAAUCACAGAAUGGUGAAUUGCAGACCCUGCAGACAACGGUACAGUCACAGAAUGUUAAAAUAUCUUCGUUGGAGCAACAACUCUCGUAUUCAAACAAUGAGACCCAGAGCCAGGCUAGAGAAAUCGAGUACCUCAAACAACUGUCUCAGGUACAUCAGGGAGGAGGAGCAUCAUUUGUGCGCUGGGGACGGACCGAUUGUCCCGCCAACUUGACGGAGCUUGUAUAUUCUGGUUAUGCUGGAGGUUCAUGGUAUUAUGACACCGGAGCAGCAGCAGAUCGCCUCUGUCUGCCACCUGAUCCAGAAUGGUUACAGACAACAGUCGUCCCAGAUGAUUAUACGGGAAGGAUUUAUGGGGCGGAGUACGAAUCUUCCAGUGGCCAUACACUAUUUGGGGACGACUCACACAACGAGGAAAUCCCAUGUGCAGUCUGUAGAUCUAAGUAUUUUGCCUCAUCUGUGAUGAUACCGGCGAGGACGACAUGCUACAGCGGCUGGACGAAGGCGUAUGGCGGGUCACUGACUUCAGGGCACUAUGGUCAUGCAGCUGCUACAGAAUAUUUGUGUGUAGAUGAGCAUGCGCAGCCUCUUGUUGGUGGAGGUAACACAAACGACGACGGUGCACUUUUUUAUGGAGUUAAAGCGUUCUGUGGCUCUCUGCGAUGUCCGCCAUACAAGGAAAACAAAUAUAUAAGUUGCGUAGUGUGCAUGAAAUAAGUAUGUCGAGAAUCGAUUAAUCAUCUUAUAAAAUUUAUACGCUAUCAAAAAGAUAAACAGCAAGGUUUUAUGAUAUCGACAUUUCUUAAUUCCGUCAGUUAUUCCUAAUCAACAUCGUUAUAUUACUGGUUCCAGUACUUGUUCAACUUAAACUUUAUCCAAAUGUUUACUUCAUUCUUAUUAUUGAUAAAAAUUUGACAACAUUUCAUCCCCAGCAGUGGAAUAAAUGGACUUUUGAUUUUGAAAUAAAUAUAUUUUGGUCAAUCAAUUCAAUAUGUGCCUGAAAAGGUAUAUUUAUAUCAGAAUAAAAUCGACCUCUUUAAGGA